Postia placenta MAD-698-R-SB12 is the source of this 627-nucleotide messenger RNA. RefSeq lists its product as hypothetical. Lineage: Eukaryota; Fungi; Basidiomycota; Agaricomycetes; Polyporales; Adustoporiaceae. The transcript has 3 exons. The annotation marks the transcript as partial. The record is from RefSeq and is a predicted model, not a curated record.
AUAGCCUACUAUACAUUGCCAACACUAGAGAGACGAACUCUUCAGUACCUGCACUUCAGUGGGCGGUACUUUACGCGCACCUCCCCGUCCUCCCCCCCAUCCAACGUGGCUGCCUGCCAAGGCCAGAUCCACGCAUUCGACUCCCAGGACCUCAUCGACGUCUACAUCCCAGACGGCCCUGAGACUGUCCUCUACCAUUGCAAGCAGCAGCCGUGCCCAAAUCGGACACCCCGAUCGAUCGAGGAAGAUUACCCUCGCUACAAGGCGAUCCGACGAGCGCAACACCCGCUUGGACCCCGAAGCACCCUCGCAUCUCGAUCUGCCUCGCGGCACUCUCGCCCUGUCUCCCCUACCUCCCGCCUUCCCCAAACUGUCGCCGAGUCCAGUCAAGCUCGAGGAGAUCUCCCUCCAAACCCUGCGCCAGAGCCUGAGCCUGAGGAGGGUGCAGGUGAAGAAGGAAUCUCGGAGUCCAAGUCCGAGGAUUCUGUUGGGUCCGCCUCGCCGACAGCGCUCGCCACCGCGUCAGCAGUCCCUGACCGGAGGGCCACCACAGCCGCCUCCGCCCCCGCAGCGUCCUCCGUCCCCCCCGAUGCCGAUAAUGUCCUCUCCUGCAGCCGCCCCCGAUAA